AUGGUUAAACAGACUCUCAGCUCCACACUGGACUCAGAUCUGCCAGACAUCACAUCACUGAACCUGCAGGAUCAAGAAUCAGCUCCGAACAGUAAAACACACACUCCAGCCUCUUCUAAUGGCCCUAGGAGGAAAGCAUGCAUUCAGUCUCUUAAAAAGAGGGUGACUGCAGAGCCCGCAGAAAGGGACAAGAUGGAGAGGGAGAAGACGCCUUUGGGAUUCCCAGACUCUGUAUACAUUCAUGCUGCAGAUAUUUUCCAGAAAACCCACGUGGAGAAAGACCUCGCACAACGCCUCAUUCGCUAUAGACACACCAGUCCUAAAGACGAUGGAGGAGGGGAUGAUAACGAUGGAGGUGAUGAUACUAACGAUGAUGACGAUGGAGAUUCUGGGAUUGUUGAUGACGGUGAUGCCAACACCAAGAAGAAUGAGCACUGGGCGUACGAGCUGGCGUUCAACACUCUGAAAUACCAAGAUCUUCUGGAGGAGAUCCUGACUGACAGCUGCUUUCACCGGUCUCAGCAGACGCCAGAUGAUCUUAUGGCUCUCGUGGCGGUCAUAUUCUUUGACCUCCUGGACAGGAAGUUCCAGCCCAGAGAGCCAAUCUACAGAGCAGAGGAGGGACUAAUAAAGGACGUGAGAGAGGUGGAGAACAGCCUUUGUAGGUUCAAGACCAAACUGGAAGCCUCACUGGCUCAGUACAGAAUAAAACUGAAUUUGCUGACAAUUGACAGUUUCCUUCCACCAGCUGUGAGGGUCAAACAACAAAGAUCACAGACAUUACCGCUCUAUGCCUGGGUCAACACCCUCAAAGCCAGCGUAGAAAAUGUAUGUGAGACUCUGAAGACGUCAGGCUUCACUCAGGUCGACUCGCACACACCUCUGGUAGGAAAUGUGUUCUGUAAAGACAAACACUGUUCCAAUGUACUACUGUUUCCCAGACGGCUCUCAAAACUGCUGCAGAAAACCAACCUAGUGACAGAACACACACUCAUAAUACAGGAUAAAUCUCGCAGUCUGGCAGCGUGUGCGAUUCGCCCGCUGUUGGUGGAGAAUGGAGACGUUCUGAUGGUGGGGUCUUUCUCUGCUCUGACUGUGGCUCAUGUGGCCGUCCAGGCCGCUGCCUGUUCUGGCUGUGUACAUGUAUGUGGGGUCCUUAAUGUCUCCACAUUCAACAAUGAAUUACAAACCGUCCUCGCUUCUACUGCCUGCAACAAUGUGAAACUGAUGCCUGAGUGCUUCGGUGAACUUAAUGAAUCGGAUUUGCGUUUUCAGAAGGUUCGCUUGAUUGUGUUGCUCCCAAGGUGUUCUGUGUCAGCACUUUGUAACCCGGUUGAGUUUAUCCUCGAUGAGAGCGGAGACAGAGGGCUGCUGCACGGCCUAUCUAAAGGAAUCAUCUCUGAGAGUAAACUGGAGGAACUGGUUUCCAAGCAGAAACAAGAUCUCAAGCAUGCGCUCGGCUUUCCUAAGGUGAAAGCUGUGGUGUACUGCACAUGCUCAGUAUAUCCAGAGGAGAAUGAAAGACUUGUGAAGAGAGCACUUGAGAACGCAAGCAGCAAAGCAAAAGCUGUGCCCUUCAGGCUGGUAAGCGCAGGAUGGGAUGAUGAGGAAGAGAAGUUUUUCAGAACUCAAGCAUCUGACGUCACUAACGGCUGUUUCCUCUGUGUGAUGAAAAGAGAGCAAGACCCAGCAGAGGUAGAAACUGUGCAGGAUAUUUUAGCACGAGCUGCUGCUAAAGGUUUGUUGGGGGGGCUGCUGCCUCCUGACCCCGAGACCGGUGAGAAAGCGAAAAAGAGAAAAAAACAAAAAGCACCCAAACUUCCUCCUUCCUCCCUCAUCGAGCCUUCCUCAUCGUUGAUGAUCAGUCAGAGUCCUCCAGCUGAAGAUGUGCUCCAGACAGCAGACGAUUCAAGUCACACUUCCAGAGUCCUGAAUGACAGUUCCACAAUCCUAGAUCAUGAUUCAAGUCUAAACUCUGCACUUGUGGAUGCCACAUCUAGCACUACAAAUCCCUCCAGCUUUGUAGACCCCUCAUCCAACAAUAAGAUUCAGCCUUCCGUUGUGCAGAAGAAGCGACCAACAGGUCAUAAGCCUCGAGCUAAAGUUGCCAAGCAGUCCAGUAGAAAAAAGUCUAAGUCCCGCACUCGUAAAGAACGUCAGAGCAGGUCUCGACCUCCACGCAAGAAACUCCUGCACCUUCGGCCAUCUCAACACACAACCAUUACCUCCAUUAAACCCACUCCACCUCAGAGCAAUCCCGCCUCCAGCAGAACCCCAGUGUCAUCGCACAGAUCCAGACAAUUGCACAGCAGGGGGUCCGUUAAACCAAAAAAGGAAACGAGCAAAUCAGAAGACUUCAAGCUAAACAGGGAGGAAAUCCAGUCAAGAGAGUUCAGUCUUCCUCCUGUUCAUCCGCUCAGUUCUACACAUCUCUCUUCAUCUCACUAUCGAUUACACUCCUCCGUAUCUUCUGCUUUGUCCAACAGUAUUUCCUCUUCUAGCAGCAUUGCCAGAGACUCUAGCUUUUGGCAUUGAGUUACAAUCUGUUGUUUAAAAAUACACAUCCUGUGUGCUUCCGUGCAAAAGAAGAAUUGUAGUAAACAAGUUUAUCACCCCUGAACGCAAGGUACUGAUCUCAUGACUUAAACAGAUUAGGGUUCAUUAAAAUGCCUUCAUUAAUUACUCACCCAUAUGACAUUUCAAACACGUAAAUUUGUUCAUUUUAGGAACACAAAUUAAGGUAUUUUUGAUGAAAUCUGAGGGCUUUCUGACCCUCCAUAGAAAGCAAGGAUCCUAUCAUGGUCAAGGCCAAGAAAAGUACCAAGAACAUCAACAAAAUAGUCAGUGGUUCAACCAUAAUUUUAUGAAGCUACAAGAAUAUUCUUGUGCACAAAAAAAUUACAAUUAUGACUUCAGGGGUCAGAAAGGGUUUAGAAAAUUUCAGAGUUUAAAUGACAUGAGGGCGAGUAAUUAAUGACUAUGCCUUGUUUAU
Messenger RNA from Puntigrus tetrazona (Sumatra barb), 2992 nucleotides. RefSeq names its product putative methyltransferase NSUN7. Bases 1 to 2535 code for a protein of 844 amino acids. The record is from RefSeq and is a predicted model, not a curated record. Lineage: Eukaryota; Metazoa; Chordata; Actinopteri; Cypriniformes; Cyprinidae. Gene Ontology annotation, molecular function: methyltransferase activity. The transcript is spliced from 11 exons.